Molecule: messenger RNA, 546 nt
Organism: Racocetra persica
Lineage: Eukaryota; Fungi; Glomeromycota; Glomeromycetes; Diversisporales; Gigasporaceae
Source: the annotation of a GenBank genome assembly
AUGAAUCCCAAUUUUACAGACUGGCAUGAGCAAGAAAUUGAAUCAGAUAAUAUUUCAGAAUCAUCAGAAUUAUCAGAAUUUAGCAAAAAUGAUAAUUGUGAUGAGCAUUUAUUAAGCAAUUGUUUAAUGGAAUUUGAAAAUUUGACAUUAGAUGACAAUAAAAGCAAUUUAUUGCCCAUGGAUAUAGGCUCAGAAAUAUCAUCAAAUUAUCAAGAAAGUUUCUCUAGUAGAGGUCAAAAACAUGGCAGUGGGAGGUUAUGUAGACCCAGAGUAAGUAGAAAUAAUCAUGAUAGUAAUACUCUUGCUAAAAAAGUCAGUCAACAAGUAAAUACUCAAGAACUAUCAAACUUUGUAUUUUUACAAUACAAGUAUUCAUUUUGUGAAAAUGGAUAUCCUAUACUUUCUAGCCAUUUUUAUUUAAUUAAAAAAAUUACACCAUUAAUGUUAUUUUAUGAGUUCUUUACAGCUGAUUCUCUUAAGCAAAUAGUUGAAUUAACCAACAAAUACUAUGCUAUUCAAAAUCUAGCAGGCACAAAGCGAUCAUAG